AUGGUACCUCCGAAAAAUCCUAAAGCGGCACCCAAAGCUAGAGUUGGUCUCAACCCUCGUUCGAGAUCAGGUUGCGUAACCUGCAAGGCCAAACAUCUGAAAUGUGACGAAACAAGACCUGCUUGUCAACAGUGUUCUCGAAAAGGGAUCAACUGUGGGGGAUAUGCACAAGGUUUGAGGUGGUCAUUCAAACACCAGCCUGCUCUUCAGAACCUAUCCUUCGAAGAUUACAAUCCAACCUCAAGUUCACCGAGGAGAUCGGAGGCAUCGGUAACAGAGAAUCGGAAUCACACCAAGGGGAAAGGACCCAGCACAUCUGACAAUCGUCGCCCAAGGCAUCGCAACUCUAUUUCAUCGUCUUCAUCAAGUGGGACGGCCUUCACGACCCGCAGCGAUGAAGAAUGCCAAGAGGAUACAGAGUCCCUUCUUUUGGGUCCUCUAGCCAGGGACUUCGACGUAACCAAGUUGCCGGCCAGGAGCUCGACGUCUCGACCGUCGAUAAACACGCUGAUAAAAUCACCACCAGCGUCGUUUACUGCAGUCGCCGAGACAUCUCGUCCUAAUUUACCGUUGACCAACAGCCUAGUCGACACUUCAUCUGCUUUUAUCAUCAACUGGUUUGAGCAGGUCUGCCCAGCAUGGUCUGGCUUCGACUCAAACACAAACAUGAACCGCAAGAUAGCCAUCGACCUAUGGAGAACGUCGACAACGGUUUGUAGCUCCCUUGAGAGCAUGUCGGCUGCCUUCUUAGCCUCUCGUUUGCCCAGUAUGCGACAGUCUGCUCUGCGCCUCAUGGGGCGAGCGACAGAUUUCAUCCAGGCGGAGCUAGAAGUCGUCAAGGCCCAGCCUGACCUGCACACCAUCCCCACAAGUCUCUUAUUCUCCCUAUUUUGUCUCGGUACCACUGUAUGCUGGGUUGAUGCACGGGGUUUUGGUCUGCCAUUCCUACGAGAGGCGAGAUCUUUGAUUCAACGCCUGAAUGCACAAUCUGUUAUGCUCAAUGUCGCUGGCCUGGACAUGUUGACGUUUUUCAACAAAAGUUUGACCUAUUGUGAGAUGCUUCUUGCCGUCGUUCGAGACGAUGAGCCACUCGAUCAUCAAGAAAACGAGGAUACAGCAUCCAACCAACUACAACUCAUCGAGGAACGAGCACCUCAUCCAUGGACGGGGGUUUCUACCGUGACAACCCGCCUCUUUGCCGAAUGCAUACGACUAUGUCGCAGUUUCCGCCAUCGUAUGAGACAAGGAAUGGACCCUCAACGAUAUUUCUCCUAUGCGUUGCAGGACCUCAUCGUGGCCCAACGUCUGGAGGAGCAGCUCUUGGAGCUGGAGUUCCCACCAGACAACCCGGACGUGGACACGGGAGACUUUGCGACGCCAGUCUCUCACCUCGCAAGAGUGGCUGAGGCUUACCGGCUUUCUUCACUGCUGCAUCUUUACCAGACCUUUCCAGAUCUGGUUUCGCUACGUUUGCCAACAGAAUCUCCCAUGACAGAUAGCGGCUCCGUACCUUGGGAUGAAUGGAUUAUUCCUCUCGCCCUUCGACUCGUCAAGGUCUUGGAGCAUAUUCCUACAACAUCUGGCACCCGUGUCAUUCAGCCGCUGCUAUAUAUUUCGGCUAGCACUGGGCUACGACAUGACAACUCUGCAUCAUCCGACAUGAUAAGUCUCUUCGGAACCUUGCAGCAAGAUCUUAUGGGUGGCACGGGGCCAAGCAUAAUCAGUCCGCCCCCACUCUUUGACUCCCAUAAUCUCUCCUUAUACAUUAGUCAAAUGGCGUCGGCUCCGGUACCAGAGGAACCAAUGAGCAACUUGUCGCUCGAGGUGAGCAGCGCUCGGCAUUUUGUAAUGAGGCGGUUGAGUAUCUUGGAAAGCAGCCUUCCCCCGGCCCCGGUCGUGGUGGCCAAGGACCUUGUGCAAUCUAUCUGGAGGGCUUAUGACAGCGAAGUUGGAACGCCGACAGUGCACUGGAUAGAUAUUAUGGAGGAUAACAAUUUGCGUUCGCUGUUUGGGUGA
Colletotrichum truncatum is the source of this 2016-nucleotide messenger RNA. RefSeq names its product C6 zinc finger domain containing protein. The record is from RefSeq and is a predicted model, not a curated record. Gene Ontology annotation, molecular function: DNA-binding transcription factor activity, RNA polymerase II-specific; zinc ion binding; transcription cis-regulatory region binding. Gene Ontology annotation, biological process: positive regulation of transcription by RNA polymerase II. Gene Ontology annotation, cellular component: nucleus. NCBI's taxonomy places the organism in Eukaryota, Fungi, Ascomycota, Sordariomycetes, Glomerellales, Glomerellaceae.